Molecule: messenger RNA, 944 nt
Organism: Raphanus sativus (radish)
Lineage: Eukaryota; Viridiplantae; Streptophyta; Magnoliopsida; Brassicales; Brassicaceae
Product: SAGA-associated factor 11
Exons: 4
Coding region: 175-657 (160 amino acids)
Cellular component (GO): SAGA-type complex; DUBm complex
Source: RefSeq, a predicted model, not a curated record
CAGCGGAAUUAGUGCCGUGGCAGUUCGCUCAUGAUUCCUUGUUUCUCUUCUCCGUCGAGUGAAGUUUCACGAGAGAUCCAAAAGGCGAAAAACUCUUACCUCCCUCCUCCGUCUCACCGCCGCCGCGACUCAGCCGUGAACUAGCAUUCUCGUGUUUAAAGAGAGAGGAUUCAAAUGUCUAACGCAGAGGAUAAUAAAUCUUCCAAUGAUCAGCUCUCGUCCCAGGUUUUUCUUGAUCUUGUAGACUCGGUGAUUGCUGACGUGGCAUCCGAGUGUCACCGGAUAGCGAGACUAGGGCUUGACCGAGACUUGGAGGUAGUAGAAGAAGAGUUGAGGUUAUCAGUGGAAGCGCGUGCUAAAGUUGCUGAUCCUAGCAACAACCUAGAGGCCAACACUAAAUACGUUGUUGAUAUAUUUGGUCAGAGCCACCCUCCUGUAGCUACUGAGGUGUUCAACUGUAUGAACUGUGGGAGACAGAUCGUUGCGGGGAGGUUUGCUCCUCAUUUGGAAAGAUGCAUGGGGAAGGGAAGAAAGGCUCGCGCCAAGGUGACCAGGAGCACAACUGCUUCCCAGAAACGGAGCUCACGACGCAACCCAAGUGAUAACCAGUUAGCAAGUGGUCCACCUGGUUUUGAAGAGAACGUGAAAAGGGCUUGAAGGAGGACAACCUAGGAGAGGCUUAUGCUGAACUGCAAUGUGGCUAGUAACUGCCUCAGACCGGAUUGGUAUGAAUCCGUGGUUUAUAUUCAGUGUGCACAAAAAGAGAAAAAGUAAGUAGCUGAGGUUUAUAAUAUUGUUAUUUCACCAGGUUAUCAGCCUUGGCAUGUCAGUCUACAGAUUGAAAUGAAAUGACUCUUUGGGUACAAUGGGUAUAUUCACCUUGCAAACUAGUAUCAGAUAAACUUUGUAGAUUCACCUUGUUGGAAGAAAGCUUAGCAACCUCA